AUGGCUUUCUCAAGUUCUUCAAUACUGUUGGUGCUAGCAAUUUCCAUGAGUCUUAUGUUCCUCUCACCGGCCCAACUUUCUCCCACGUCAUUGCCGCCGGCUCCAACACCUAUGGCGGUGGUGCCGCUGACUCCACCACCCAUGGUGGCGGCGCCGCCGCCCACUAAGGCAUUAUCCCCGCCUCCAAAAUCUUCAAAGUCUCCUCCUCCGAGAGCAAUGGCUCCAUCACCCAAACUGUCAUCGCCGCCGGCGCCACCACCUUCAAUAUCAGAUACGCCCACAGACUCUCCGGCUGACUCGCCAGAUCAAUCUUCUUUAACUACACCCAAUUCUGCAGCUUUCUUGAAAGGUGGCUUGCCAAUAUUGACCAUUCUUGGAGCUAUUGGAAUCUUCUUCUGA
Impatiens glandulifera is the source of this 399-nucleotide messenger RNA. RefSeq names its product classical arabinogalactan protein 1-like. The coding region runs from base 1 to 399 and encodes 132 amino acids. Lineage: Eukaryota; Viridiplantae; Streptophyta; Magnoliopsida; Ericales; Balsaminaceae. The transcript has a single exon. The record is from RefSeq and is a predicted model, not a curated record.